AUGUCCAACAGCGAGCAGCUUGCCGAGCUCAGCUCUUUGGAGGCCAUCUAUGAUGGAAGCCGGGAAGUGGUUUUGGAGCUGCCGGACCUCGGAAAUGUGCCGGACGAAGGAACCUCCUUCCAGGCGAAGCUCCGUGCUGUGAAUGUCGAUGUCACCAUCUGGCUGCCCCCGGACUACUUGGCGGACGAUGGCGGGACGACGCUGCCGCUCUUCGAGCUCAGCUCCGGGAUUUACCCACGAAAGGUCUUGGACUCCUUCGCACAGGAGCUGCAGUCCCUUGCUGAGCCGCUCCGUGGUUCGCCGGUGCUCUUCUCCUGGCUGGAGUGGCUGCGGGUCGAUGCCCGCACUGCCUCCUCGUCACAGGGGGCUGCAGCACUGGAGGGCCGAGAGACCGACUGGGAGGAUGACUUCGAGAAUGACAUUCCGACGGCUGACCCUCAGGAAGUUGCAAAGUCUGCCAACUGUGAGAGCUGCUUUGUGCUGCUGGACAAAGUGCCGCGAGUGCAGCUCAAGUCAUGCCAACAUUCCCUUUGUCCCCAGUGCGCGGGUAUGACCUCACAAGUCUUCGCUGCCAACAAGCUCAAGCCGCACUGCCCUCUGGCCAACUGCCGGGCUAAUGCACCAGAGCUCAUGGAGUGGACCGGAAUGCCGGAACUUUGGGCGACGGUCUCCAAGCGCGUGCUGUCCUCGCCGUUCAAGGACUCCAUCGUGUUCUGCCCAAGGUGUGAGGAUCGGGGCAUGGACAUGCCCGUGGUUUCCUCACUGGAUGAUGGUCAGGCCCCGAACCCUGCUCGUCGCACCGUCCGAUGCUUCCAGUGUAGUCACAUCUUCUGCGCCAUCUGCCGCUCUCCGAGCCACUCCAGCUCCUGUUUCGACGACCCCAGCUGCGUGGUGCGGAUGGCGAAGCGGCGCCCACCCCUGACGCCCGAGCUGGCCGAGAAGGCGGCCCUGAUGGCCGCGGAGAUCAGGGAGGAGGAGCUGAAACGGGAGGUGGAGGGUUUAGCCUCGCUGCGGUCGGCAGAUGGCUUUGAGAAGUUCCGGGAAUGCUUCCUCCAACUCCACCACAAAGCGAUCAUGAAUAGCCUGGCCUGCGAGUUCGGCAGCGGGGUGGAACUCCGACCGACGCCUCUGGCGCGCGACGUGCAAGACCGGUUUAUGUUCGCAAUUGACUCGGCCCGCAUCAAGCCUGCAUUCCAUGGCACGGACACGAAGAACUACCCGUCCAUCUUCUCACGGGGCCUGCUCAUCCCUGGCAUGAAGAAUGAGAUUCCAGUGGCACAUGGUUCUGCCCAUGGCCUGGGAAUCUACACGGCAAACGUUGACGCAUGUUGGCUGUCGAGGGGCUUCUGCACAGCGGACUCGAUGCUUGUGUGCGCUGUGCGGCAGGACCAGAUGGUGAAGUGUGUCGGGGACGCCAUGGUCGUUUUCAGCCCGGACGGCGUGGUUCCCUUGUUCGAGAGCUACGUGCCACCGUCUUGGAAGAGCAAUACAAGUUGGGCAACGGCACCAGCGCUCCAGCAGUCCCUGGGCAAGCAGGCCUUUGGCAAGCCCGCGCAGCCUCCUCCUGCCAAGCCUGCGCAACCUUCACCUGCCAAGCCCGCGCCGAAGAAGAGUAAGUUCCUGUCGCGCCUGGCGGCCAAGAGCAAGAAGCACUGA
This is a messenger RNA of Symbiodinium natans, 1656 nucleotides long. Lineage: Eukaryota; Dinophyceae; Suessiales; Symbiodiniaceae. The record is from the annotation of a GenBank genome assembly.